Branchiostoma belcheri (Belcher's lancelet) is the source of this 1667-nucleotide messenger RNA. Its product is annotated as bifunctional lysine-specific demethylase and histidyl-hydroxylase MINA-like. Gene Ontology annotation, cellular component: nucleolus. The transcript is spliced from 9 exons. The record is from RefSeq and is a predicted model, not a curated record. Bases 114 to 1667 code for a protein of 517 amino acids. Gene Ontology annotation, molecular function: histone H3K36 demethylase activity; histone H3K4 demethylase activity. Lineage: Eukaryota; Metazoa; Chordata; Leptocardii; Amphioxiformes; Branchiostomatidae.
CAUGUGCGUGUCAGGGGUCACUGGAAGUUGCGGAAGCUGAAAAUUUUAAAACUUCACAUUCAACGCUAAAAUCUACCUUAACAGCGGUAAAACAUGGAGUGACCCUCGCGAGCAUGAAACCAUCACACAUCCAGAAGAAGAGACAGAAAAGGAGGGAAAACAGAAGAAAGAGCCGUGAGAAAAAGAAACUUUGGAACCUGAUGAAUGAGUCUGUUGCUCUUGGGACAUCCACAGAUACUUCACUGAAGAGCUUCCCAGAACAAGACUCUAAACUUGGACAGGAAACAACCCAAAUCUUUGUAAGUGGAGACAAAAACCACAGAGACAUGGUGAACCAAAACAAGAAAAAGAAGCAACUUUCAAAGUUGAAGCAACCUUCCCCGUCAGAGACAAGUGUGAAAAUCAAAUCUCCCCAGAAAGCCAAGAAAAAAGCAAAACAUCUCAAAGAAAAAGGGAAACCUCUUGUAGAAAAAUCUACUAGUAGCUUUAUGGGCCCAGCACAACGCACAAAACAGAACACCAGCCAAGAAAAGAGGCCUUUGUCUCAAAGCAAGGAGGAACCAACCUCGGCUAAACGUCUAAAAACAAAGAAGACAGUUGAAAAAGGUGGACUAAGCAUAGUUUCAGAUAGUGGCAUCACUGCCAGAUUUGACCUAAGCUCACCACAAAAACUUUUCGAAAGCAUCAUUUCACCAGUGUCAUAUGAGCGAUUCUUUGAUGAAUACUGGGAAAAGAAACCAUUGAUUGCUAAAAGGAAUGACACAGCAUUGACAGAGGAAUAUAAGGCACUAUUCUCUAGAGACAUACUGAAGAGACUGUUGAAGAAACAGGAGAUUGAGUACAUCAGGGAUGUGAAUGUGUGCAGAUAUGUCAAUGGCAGGAGAGAGUCACUGAAUGGAACAGGAAGAGCCACCUCUAAGCAGAUUGAUAAAUUGUUUGACCAGUCUAGGGCCACCCUACAGUUUCACCAGCCACAGAGGUUUCAGGACAAACUAUGGCAGUUGUGCAGUCUGUUGGAGUGUCUGUUUGGCUGCCUGGUGGGAGCUAAUGUGUACAUGACACCCCCGGGCUCACAAGGGUUAGCACCACACUAUGAUGAUGUGGAGGUGUUCAUUCUGCAGCUGGAGGGAAGGAAACACUGGCGUUUAUACACGCCCCCUGUUGAUCUUCCCAGGGACUACAGUAGAGAUCUGGAGCAGGGCAGUAUUGGCCAGCCAACACAUGAUUUUGUCUUAGAGGCAGGAGAUAUGUUGUACUUCCCCCGGGGUACAGUUCACCAGGCUGACACCCCAGCAGGCUCACAACACUCCACACAUGUCACCAUCAGCACAUACCAGAGGAACUCGUAUGGUGACCUGCUGACGUCUACCUUGCCCAUGCUGGUACAGUCUGUGAUGGACAGGGAUGUGGGGUUCAGGAGGGGCCUGCCAGUCGGAGCACUCAGUACUGUGGGGGUUCCUAUGGGACAGGACCAUGAGGACAUGAGGUCACAUCUGAAGAAGCUGCUAUUCAGCUUGGCUGAUCAGGUAGGCAGUAGCAGUGCCCCCUUGCUGGCUCCAGAGUUACUGCAGGACUUCAUGAGUAACAGGCUGCCUCCGUACUACAAGGACACAUCUCAGCCUCUUGCUUCUCCUAAAGGUUUUUCCCCGUGCAUGUCAGUUUUCUAG